AUGGUUGCCAUCAUUGAUUCGUUUAAAGACAAUGAAAAAAUUGUUGUACUGGUUACCGGUGCAUCAGGUUAUAUAGCAUUGCACUGUGUUCAACAACUUCUAGAAAAUGGUUAUACGGUAAGAGGUACAGUACGAAGUCUACAAAACUCAUCAAAGAUUAGUUCACUUCGUGAUCUGAAACAUAGCUCAGAAAGGCUUGAAUUGGUUGAAGCUGAUCUUGAAUGUCCGGAUCAUUGGCCAAAAGCAAUUGAAGGAUGCACAUAUAUUCUGCAUAUUGCAUCACCAUGGCCUAUUGUAGCUGAUGAGACAACUAUAAGAAUUGCCAAGGAUGGUACUUUAAAUGUUUUAAAAGCUGCUGCUCAAUGUAGUACCGUCCAGAAAAUUGUCCUAACUAGCAGUACAGCUGCUAUAAAUGAUGGUCAUAAAAAUGAUGCUCGAGUUUUUGACGAAAAUUGUUGGGGAAAUUUGAAUAGUAAACGAAUUGAAAAUUACAGUCGUUCAAAAAUAAUUGCCGAAAAAGCUGCAUGGGAAUUUUGGAAAUCUUUGCCAGAAGCGUCACGGUUCCAAUUAACUGUGCUAAAUCCGUCAUUUGUGAUUGGCCCAGUACUUUCAGAUCAAAGACAUGGAAGUGCUAAAAUUAUUCGGCGAAUGAUGGAUUAUCAUACUUUUCCUGCAGCGCCAAAAGUUUCACUUGGUAUGGUUGACGUGCGUGAUGUCGCACGUGCACAUAUACGAGCAAUGGAAUGUGCUAAUUGUAAUGGUGAACGAAUUCUCAUAACAGCAACACCAUCAGUUUGGUUCUCACAAUUAACUCGUUGGCUUCAUGACGAAUUUAAAAGUCAAGGUUUCUUAAUUUCACGUGUAACAACACCAAAUUGGUUAGCAAAAUUAUAUGCUAAGAUGACAUGUGAUCCACAUUUUGAAGCAGUGAAGUAUCGCUUAGGAACAAAAUUACAUUUUGAUAAUACAAAGUCGCGACAGCUUCUUCAAAUGGAAUACAUGCCCAUCAAGAAAUCAGUAAUUGAUAUGGUUUACAGUAUGCUCGAUUACGGUAUAAUUGUUAGAAAGAGAAAUUUUGAAAAAACGAAAAACGUUCCGCUACUUCUCAAGCUGUUAAAAAUGUUUGAAGAAGAAGAACCUGGAAAACCAAAGAAUUGGGGUUAUACUAUCACUAUUAUCACAUUGGUAAUGCUUUUGAAUAUAACAAUAAUUAUUACAUGCCGAGUACUACUUGAUUCGCAUGACGAAAACAAUCACUAUUGGUUAGAAGGAAAAGUUCGAGAAAAUUUAGUAUUAUUCCUUGGUAUGUUCGCCAUGUCAUUUUGCUUCUAUUGUUGUUGUUGUUUUUGUUGUGGCGGAUCAUUAUGCCGGUGGAUUGCUAAAUGGUACAGCAAAUGUUUCGAUCCAUCUAAUUUAUUGUCAACUGCGACUAAGACAGUUGAGGAAGCUCCUGCAACUCAUAAAAAACGAAAAAACCCAUUCUUCAUUUUCAAUGUUUCCAAUGAUGGCGAUUGUAUGAUGCCAUAUGCAUACACAAAUGGUGCAUUUACGAAUUCAUCAGAACAUCGAUCAAUCCUCAAUAAUUCGAAAAGCAUUCUGAAACCAAGUGAGGAAAAAUUGGCUGAUUAUUCAAAGUUCAAAUGUCAAUCUCAACGUAGAAAAAGUCUUUAA
Brugia malayi is the source of this 1671-nucleotide messenger RNA. RefSeq names its product putative 38.3 kDa protein in HEM2-OCH1 intergenic region, putative. Gene Ontology annotation, molecular function: oxidoreductase activity, acting on the CH-OH group of donors, NAD or NADP as acceptor. The coding region runs from base 1 to 1671 and encodes 556 amino acids. The record is from RefSeq and is a predicted model, not a curated record. NCBI's taxonomy places the organism in Eukaryota, Metazoa, Nematoda, Chromadorea, Rhabditida, Onchocercidae. The transcript has 15 exons.